Messenger RNA from Medioppia subpectinata, 546 nucleotides. The record is from the annotation of a GenBank genome assembly. NCBI's taxonomy places the organism in Eukaryota, Metazoa, Arthropoda, Arachnida, Sarcoptiformes, Oppiidae.
AUGUAUACCAACUGCUCGACCACUAUAUGGAAAGUUCACUGCAAACUUCGGGGUAAAGUUGUGUGGAUUACCGGAGCCUCCAGUGGUAUCGGAGAGUCAUUGGCGUAUGAAUUGGCGGCAAAUGGCGUAAAACUAGCCAUUUCUGGAACCAAUGAGUCCCGACUCCAAGAAGUUAAGAAAAAAUGCAUUCUUAUGAAUAACUUAAAAGAAGACGAUAUUCUGGUCCUUAGUUUUAAUGUCACAGAUCUUAAUGAACACCAAAAGCAAUUCAAUUCACUCAUAUCUCACUUUAAAACGGGUUACUUUGAGAGCGUUAGGUCUGAGAUUAGAUCAAAGGGCAUAUCAGUGACAAUGUUAUGUCCCGGACCCGUAGUAUCGAGAAUUGUGGACAAUGUGUUGACUGAAAAUAAAGGCGUUAAAUACGAGCCCAAAGACAAUAGUUUUGUUAAACAGAUGGAGACGUCUCGUUGCGCUUACCUUUCGGGUAUAGCCAUUGCCAACCAAUUGGAUGAAUUUGAUGACCACUUUUCGAGUAUUACGUUCUAG